This is a messenger RNA of Meira miltonrushii, 655 nucleotides long. RefSeq lists its product as uncharacterized. NCBI's taxonomy places the organism in Eukaryota, Fungi, Basidiomycota, Exobasidiomycetes, Exobasidiales, Brachybasidiaceae. The record is from RefSeq and is a predicted model, not a curated record. Bases 128 to 565 code for a protein of 145 amino acids. The transcript is spliced from 2 exons.
AUUACUUAUCCUUUUGGAUGACCAUGAUGAGAAAAGACUUGAAUUUGAAUAGCCCAUUCAAAAAAAGCAUGUCACAUCAUACCUGCUGCUCCAGCUACACAUGCAUCGAUGGGUCAUUUGACUGGCCAUGUCAAUAACGAUAGGUGCAUACACAAAACUUUCACCAUCUAAAGGUUUGACACCUUCACUCAUACCUGCAGAGCAGAAUGGUGCCGCAGAGGUCUUAAAAGACGGACAAGAGAGCAGAGUGCAGCAAACUUAUCAAGGCUGCAAAGAAAGCACUUACCGAGAAGCCAGAAAAGCGGGAUAUAUCAGAUCCGCUGGAUGGUCAGUAAGAAUUACAGAUCGCAGCUGUAGAUUAUUUGUCAAAGAAGUGUUCGCUCAAAAGCCAAGAAAGCGGGAUAUCUCAAAACCAUCGGAUGGUCAGCAGAAAGAACUGAGGAUUACGGCUGUAGAUUAUGCAAAUAAAUCCAAGCUAUCAAGCAAGCCAUUAUGCAAACGUCAAAGAAGCGUGAUAUCUCAGAUCCAUUUGAUGGUUAUAAGAAUUCAAAAUGGUCAAACAUAAAGCAGCAGCGAUGCAACAUAUCAAACAUAUUAAGGCUGUCAAGCAUCAAUUGCUGGGAAGCCGAAAGAACGUGAUAUCUUCAUUCCAUCA